AUGGCCAUAUUAAACAAAAGAAUACUAGCCCAUUUUUUAAAAUCGAAAGAAUUGCAAUCAAUUAGAAAUGGAAAAAGAAGGUUUGUGCAACUGAAGAAGAAUAACAUCUACCUGGAUAAGAAAGGUCCUAGCGAAUGUAGUAAAUCCUUGAAGCCAGGUGGUAGCGAAAACAAUGAAAGCUAUACUAUCCGCACUAGCAAUGAUAGAAGUUAUGAUGGAAAUGUCAGAAUUGAUCACUUAUCUAAUCAUACUUCUAAUUCGUACAAGAAUGAUAAACUUAGUGGUGAGAAUAAAGCAGGGAGGAUGUCAGAGGCGAUGCCUUAUCAAAGGCAGAAGGAACAAGAUGGAAUAUGGAUGAUGGAAGAAAAAGAAGAGGGUGAAAUAGAAAGGAGAAAAGAAAACAUAAAAAUGAAUGAUUUCCACUAUUUUAACAUUUAUCUACUGAAGGGAAAUGAUUUUGUGAUGUUCGUGUCAAGAUACAACUUUUAUGAAAACAAGAACAUGUACGCAUGCAUAUUAAUCCAUUUGAAUACUAUAUACAGCACAUUAACUGUUAAGGACAUAAUUAAAAUUUUAGAAAAAAUAUAUGAACAGAACAAAACAUCUUUUUCUCAUCAUUUUAUCAAAGGAAAUAAAAUACUAAACUUGUAUACACAUUUAUGUAAUAAUCUGAAUAAAUUCAACACAUCAGAUAUUAUUACUUUAUUGAAAUGUUGUUCAUACACCACUAAUGAGUAUCCUGUGAAAUGCUUAAAACUUUUAAAAAAAAUUAUUUUAUCAAAACCUUUGUCUUGUUUCACCAAUAAACAAAUACAUGACAUAUGCUCUUGUUUAAUUAAAAUAAAGAAUGAUUUUCACUCUAAGAAAUUAUCAUAUGAUGAUACACUUCAUCUUAAGAUGCAAAACCAUUUGAGGUGCACCAUUCUGAAUAUGGGUAUGCACCACUUUUUUGAAAACCUACCCCUGUACAUCAGCCUGACAAAACCGUAUCCCUACGAGGGUUCUACCCGCCUUGCAUCUAAAUUUGUUGGCCAUGUGGAACUGGCUAGUUGUGACAACGAUGUGAAACUGGCUAGCUGUGCUAACCAAAACAACUCUGUCAAUCACGACAGUCGAAGGAUGAAGAACACAUGUGAACUUAUCCUACUCAACAAGAUGAAUGAACUUAGCGGUAAUUCAGUCUUAGCUGCCGUGAGUAUAAUAAAAUGGAUGGAUCUAAAGAACCCGUCUCUUUUUAUGCAUAUAUGUGAAACCUUUUUCCAGAAUAUGUCAUGUCUGGAUACAAAAUAUGUAGUUCGUCUUUGGAGAAAAUGCCACAGUUUAAAACUUCAAAAAAAAGUGAAGAAGGAUUAUUCCCCAAGGGAAGAUAGAAGUGGAGGAAUGGUAAACUUCCAUCCAGAUGAAACAAAUAAAAGAACCAGGAACAUGUUUAUCGCUACUCAUCAGCAUCGUGAUGGUGAUAAUAAUGAUGAUCUAUCAUCAGGUACAAUGGAUGAAAGGCGAACUGAUGAUAAUAACAACGUUGACUUGAACAUAAGGGGGAAUGCUGAAACUGCACAAACAGAAGAAGAAGAAGAAGAAGAAGGUAGCAAUGUGCUUUUAAAUUUUAUUAACAACAGAGUUUAUCAAAUGAGUCUUGCACAGUUAAACAGAGUUACAUAUGGCAUAUACAGCUUUUUAGAAAACAUGAAACAAUAUUCUCAUUUAAGCAAUUUGAAAAAUAACAUGAACCUUCUAUUUUCCAUGUCUGUUCAGCACGUCACAAAUUAUUUGGACAGAGAAAUAUUUCAUCAUAACAGUGGAAAUAAGAGUAAUUGGAAUAACAAUAUUGAUAGUACUACUUCUAAUAAGGAGGGUUCAUUAUUUCUGGAUAGAAGCUACAUUUAUGGAGGGGAUCACACGUCACUCCAGAGUGACUUACAAAAAGUAGGAAGAAACGCGUAUGAUAUUAAUAUGAACACAGAUUAUAUAUACAUUUCAUCAUCCGGAGUGUACGUGAACAAAGGAAGGAAGAAAUUUUUUCACAUGGAUGGAGAAGAAGUUUUAUCAGAAAAUGAUUCUGUGCAUCUGUCUAAUAAACGUGGGUUCAACGAGGAAUUGUCCUCUAGUGAAUCACUAGCUGAUCAGACGAAGGUUACACAUAUUUGUGAUAUUCUACUUAACAUAAGCUACCUGAACAUAAGCAAAAAUCAUCGAAAAAUUAAACAUGUUUACGAAUAUAUGAACAAAUUAAUUCGACAAGAAAAAAUCCUGAUGGAUGUGAAUAAUCUCCUUAACGUGUUAAUGUGUAUAUCAAAUCUUUACUUCAAAACAAGCGACAAUUACGUCUUUCAUUUGUACAGGUAUAUAUUACACAUGUUAGAAAAAAAAAAAUGGGAAUUCAAUACAAAUAACUUUAACAAAUUAUCAAUUGCUAUUGCGCCACUGUUACACGAACAGAAUAACCUAAUAUCAAAUUAUUCAGAUUUUCUUUUGUUUUUUAUUAAAAAUGAAGUUAUUCCUUUGAGGUCAUGUGUAUUCACACUCCAGAAUAUUAUGAAAAACAUUUCCUUCAAAUUAAAUGAAUCUCUAAUUAUGUUAAAAUUAGCAAUUAUAAGUCGAAUCGAUUCCUUUUUACAAGAUGUAUUUGAAUAUACUUCCCAUGGGUUAUCUUCUGCAGAAAUUGGCAAAGCAGAUUCGUCAUAUAAAUCAAACACAGGUGAUCACCCUGAUGAUGAUUUCAAAAGUUAUUUACUUCUACAUUCAAUUAACGAGAGUACAAUGACUUGCAUAAUUAUUAGCUUAUCUAUGAUCUUGCAAAAUUCAAAGUAUGGUUCCAAGAUAAAAGAUGAGGCAACAACUCUUAUAUGUAGUAUAGUUCGUCAUAUAUCCAAUAACUCUUUAGAGAAAAUACCUAAGAAGUACAUUCAUGCUGAAUUAUUGGAAGCACUUUCUAAUGAGGAGGGCAGAAUCAAGAAGUUUUUUUUUAAGACAGACGUGUGA
Plasmodium gonderi is the source of this 2982-nucleotide messenger RNA. RefSeq lists its product as hypothetical. Bases 1 to 2982 code for a protein of 993 amino acids. The record is from RefSeq and is a predicted model, not a curated record. Lineage: Eukaryota; Apicomplexa; Aconoidasida; Haemosporida; Plasmodiidae. The transcript has a single exon.